AUGGAAGAACGGAAGACUCGGCCGGCAUCGGUCGUCACUAAUGAUCCGCUGUCUGCUGCUAUCGAGCCAGCGUUGAAGGUGGGCGCAGCAUGUGGCGGUGCAGGUUUCCUGUUUGGUAGCGCUGCCGGUAUCGUUCGUGGACUGCCUCCGGGAUUGUCAGGUGGCAUUUCUGCCUUGCAGACAUUUGCUAUAGGGACAAUCUUCUCAGUGACCCGCACGGGGAUCGUUCAGGCAUGGACAGUGAAUGGGGUACCGCCUGUUCGCAGAGACUUGACGAUAGCGAGUACCAUUGCAGGCGCGGUCUCCGGCGGUGGCGUGGGAUUCAUCGCUAGAGGAAGGGCCAACGUGCUUCCGGGGGCCAUCAUGUUCUCCUUAUUCGGGGCAGCAGGACAAUCGAUCUACAACAGAUGGACAGCACCGAAGGAGGUCGUCUCGAAGCAGAACUUUUGGAAGCGCAUGGCCGACAAGAGUUGGACGCCCUUCAAAGUGCUGAGUAAUGAAGAAUAUGCAGAAAUGUUGAAGGAAAAGAUGCUCAAAGUCGAUGUUGAAAUUGCAGUGCUGGAUGACAAGAUUGCUGCCCUGAAAGAGCAACAGUUGAGGGAGGACAGCAACACGACGGAAGUGCCAGAGGGCCGAAAUGACGGAGGGACUUGA
Fulvia fulva is the source of this 654-nucleotide messenger RNA. RefSeq lists its product as uncharacterized. The record is from RefSeq and is a predicted model, not a curated record. NCBI's taxonomy places the organism in Eukaryota, Fungi, Ascomycota, Dothideomycetes, Mycosphaerellales, Mycosphaerellaceae. The coding region runs from base 1 to 654 and encodes 217 amino acids. The transcript has 2 exons.